Humulus lupulus (European hop) is the source of this 1121-nucleotide messenger RNA. Its product is annotated as SKP1-like protein 1. Lineage: Eukaryota; Viridiplantae; Streptophyta; Magnoliopsida; Rosales; Cannabaceae. Gene Ontology annotation, biological process: SCF-dependent proteasomal ubiquitin-dependent protein catabolic process. Gene Ontology annotation, molecular function: cullin family protein binding. The record is from RefSeq and is a predicted model, not a curated record. The transcript is spliced from 2 exons. Gene Ontology annotation, cellular component: cytoplasm; nucleus. The coding region runs from base 48 to 719 and encodes 223 amino acids.
CAUUUCACAAAAUGAACUAAUUUGCUCUUGAAAUUCACAUUGAUAUUAUGAUAUCUGGGUUAGGGUUCUGCAAAUUCUUCAGAUUAAGAAGAAAGCGAUCGACGUCGUCGUCGACGAAGAAGGUGACGCUAAUGUGUUCCGAUGGGGAGCAGUUCGUGGUCGAUGCCUGGGUGAUUCUUCUUCACUCGCAGACCAUAAAACACCUGGUGGAUGUUAUUGGGUUCGAUUCUGUGAUACCAAUUCCGAAUGUGAAGAGCAACAUUAUGACCAUGGUCAUUGACUUCUGCAACAAACGUGCACAAGCCAAAGCCGCUAUCGCCGCUGCCGAAGACAGAGCCAAAUUCCAAGCCGCUAUCCCCGCUGCCAAAGCCAAGGCCAAAGCCGAAGUCAGAGAUAGAGCUAGAUCCAAAGACAAAGCUAAAGCCGAAGGCAAAUCUGAACCCAAACGUAAACGUCCCAGAGCCAAACCCGAACCCAAAACCGUCGAUGCCAUCAAUCCCGAAGUCAAAUCCGUAAUGGAAAACCCUUGGAGUUGGGAAGCUGAAUUUAUGAAAGUCGUAGAAGAUAAAAAUCUUUUGGGUCUUAUGUUCGCUGCAGACUAUCUGAGCAUUGAGGUGCUCCUUGAUCUAAGUUGCCAAGCUAUAGCAGACAAGAUUGUGAUGGGGACUCCAGAACAGGCUCCUAAGCUUUUGAAGCUUGACAAUGACUGGGAAAAAUAAAUCAAGUGAGGAAAAUAUCAAUGAAAAUAGAUAAGGUGGGCUUAUAUAUAUAAUUAUACUAUUAAUGUAACAAGAAAAUUAUAUUACCUAAAUAUUUUGUUAGAAAGAAGAGGAAAUUAGUAAUAUCUUUCUUGAUAGGAAUGAGAAAUGGACAUUUGAGUAUAGAGUAGAGCACAAGCUGUUUGGGCGACGAAGUUGGAGCCUUGGAGGAGUACUAUAUGCUUUCUAGUGAAGAAGAGUUUAGUAGUUUUGAUUUCUUAGCUUGAUCUUUGAUUUGAGUUGAGCUUAGAAUAUUACUAAGAUUUCAGAGGACUAUUUUGUGGCAUCAAAUAUUAUCCUAUACUUUUAGUUGCGUUACAAUAUUAUGGCUCACGAAUUGCUUGAAUGAUAUCUUUAAUGAGA